AUGAUUUCUGGCAGCAAUCUAUCUGACAAGGGCGUUACCGUGGUAUUAGGUACACAAUGGGGAGAUGAGGGUAAAGGAAAAUUGGUUGACAUUUUGGCACAAGAGGCAGACAUAUGUGCCCGUUGUGCUGGAGGAAAUAAUGCGGGUCAUACUAUUUAUGUUGAUGGGAUAAAGUAUUAUUUCCACCUUCUUCCAUCUGGGUUGAUUAAUCCGAAAUGUACUUCAAUAAUAGGCUCAGGAGUUGUAAUUCAUUUACCAUCUUUUUUCGCUGAAAUCGAAGAGUUAAAAGAGAAAGGUCUCCAAACCGAGGGGAGGAUAUUUGUAUCGGAUCGUGCACACUUGGUGUUUGACUUUCAUCAGAUUGUUGAUGGUCUGAAAGAAGUUGAGCUUGGCAACGCAAGCAUUGGUACGACAAAAAAAGGGAUUGGGCCGGCAUACUCAUCAAAAGCUUCCCGCUCUGGUUUAAGAGUUCACCAUUUAUCGAAUCUUCAAUCUUUCGAGCAGAAAUUUCGGAAAUUGGUGGAAAAUAGACGAAAACGAUAUGGUUACUUUGAGUAUGAUGUCGAGGCCGAGAUCGCACGCUAUAAGCAAUACGCUACCCGAUUAAAGCCUUUCAUAAUCGACAGCGUGUUAUACAUGCACAAACACAUUAACAUGCGUCAAAAGAUUCUCGUUGAAGGCGCUAAUGCGUUGAUGCUAGAUCUCGACUUUGGCACCUACCCUUUCGUGACUAGUUCCAAUACUACCAUCGGAGGAGUGCUCACAGGAUUAGGAAUCCCAUCAAGUAAAAUCGAUAAGGUGAUCGGUGUGGUGAAAGCUUACACGACGAGGGUCGGUGGUGGACCGUUUCCUACUGAAUUGCUCGACGCGACUGGUGAACUUUUACAACGCGUGGGUGCUGAGUAUGGCGCCACAACGGGGCGUAAACGACGUUGUGGGUGGCUUGAUCUUGUCGUUUUAAAAUACUCGACUCUAAUCAAUGGUUACACGAGUAUUAAUUUAACCAAGCUUGAUGUCCUGACCAAUUUGCCCGAAAUUAAGAUAGCAACUGCAUAUCUACUAAAUGGUAAACCACUGGAAAGUUUUCCAGCUGAUCUCGAUGAACUAGAAAAUAUCGAUGUGUGUUAUGAGACUUUACCAGGUUGGGAGACUGAUAUCUCUAAAUGUAGACAUUUCAAGGAUUUACCCAUCAACGCGCAACGCUAUGUCAAAAAGAUUGAAGAAUAUUUAAAUGUUCCUAUCGAAUGGAUUGGCGUAGGGAUGGAACGAGAAGAUAUGAUCGAUCUGAAACUAGAGCAAUCUUUCUAG
Molecule: messenger RNA, 1308 nt
Organism: Ambispora leptoticha
Lineage: Eukaryota; Fungi; Glomeromycota; Glomeromycetes; Archaeosporales; Ambisporaceae
Source: the annotation of a GenBank genome assembly